Ruditapes philippinarum (Manila clam) is the source of this 2098-nucleotide messenger RNA. RefSeq names its product semaphorin-5A-like. The transcript has 10 exons. Lineage: Eukaryota; Metazoa; Mollusca; Bivalvia; Venerida; Veneridae. The record is from RefSeq and is a predicted model, not a curated record. The coding region runs from base 50 to 1255 and encodes 401 amino acids. Gene Ontology annotation, molecular function: protein binding.
CUUGUGAUGAGAAAAAGAACUAGGGACAUCCUCUCACAUUCAGCAUAAAAUGUUUACUCACUUGACACUGUUUAUUUUGGCUUUCUUGGCUGCAAGAACAGUUACAGCUUCUUACGAAUGUUACACAUGUAAAGAUAUUGACGAUCCUGAUGAUUGCCAUAACAUUACAGAAAGUGGUAACCAACAGUCCUGUUUUGCUAAAGUGGACAUCAAGGGGCGAUCUAAGUCGUUUACAUUGGGAAUCACAGAUGAUGAGAAUUGUGGCACGAUUCCAAUCUACAAUGUGACAAAAGUGAAAAGAGAUGUGGCGGACCAAUGUUUCGAGUGUUGUAGUAGAGACAAAUGUAACAGUCAGUUAUGUCAACACCGAAAACCCUCAAAAUGUAUCGACGACGUCAAAAUUGACUGUGCACAUAUGAAUGCGGUGUUUAAUAUUUGUGGAAAAGUGCACCAGGCGAAGAAUAUGUGUCCUAAGUUUUGUCGUCUGUGCUCAUUAGUUGGCGGAAACUGGGCAGAUUGGUUUGAAUGGUCAGCGUGUGACGUCACAUGUGACGUUGGCAUACACAUCAGAAAGCGAACGUGCACUAACCCUGCUCCCGCGUAUCAAGGUCUGAUGUGUUCUGGAAAUGACACUGAAACAAAACGCUGCAAUAAUAUGCUCUGCCCUGUAAAUGGUGGUUGGUCUGACUGGUCCGAUUGGGGAGAAUGUUCUGUGACAUGUGACACCGGUCUGAAGAAGAGAAACCGUUCAUGUUCCAAUCCGUAUCCGAAGAGAACCGGCGUUCAUUGCUUUGGUGACUCCACUGAUGUUGAAAUAUGUAAACAAAAGGCAUGCACAGAUAUUACCACUACGGUCGCUUUCAGGUCAGAUACAGUUACUGACUUGUCUUUAACGGACAACAAAAUUAUUGUAUUCUCACAUUACACUCUCAACAUUGGUGGCGCAUAUAACAACAAGUCUGGUAUUUUCAGAGCACCUGUCCCUGGACUGUACCAGUUUGCAGCUCAGAUAUGUUUGUAUGUGCCUUCUCAAGCGUAUUUUGGUAUCUCUGUGAAUGAUAUAAUUCUCACGAAGUCUUUAAUCGGGGACAAGUUUUGGCACAGAUGUUACACGUUUGAUGCUCUGACAUUUGUAGAUCUGGCAAAUCAAGUAUCCGUCAAAUGCAUAGGGUCGUGCCUCGGUGACAAAUUAAUCAAGAAUUAUCAUAUGCAAAGCAGUUUUUCGGGGUUUCUUGUCAAAGCAAAUAUGCAAUAAUAUUUCAAUAACCCUUUCAUUGCUCCAACGACUUUAACAAGUCCGGAAUCAAAACUGCAGAGACAAAAUCAAUUAUAAUAUUACAGAAACCACUUUGUUGAUGACAUUUUUAUAACUAUACAAAUAACAUUAAAGAAGAAGAUACCCACACAAAGUUUUUGCAAUAAAACAUUUUGGAGUAUUUAUAAUUAAAGUGAUAUAUAAAUAUGAGUGGCAUAAGGAAAAAAUGCACCCCUUCAAUUAUUUUUAACAUCAUUAUAAUUAAUCCAAAACCGACAGUUGUCAAGCUUAAGUGUAUUAAAAUGUUUAAAGUGUUUAUUCUAAUAUACAUUUGUCAUUUAAUGAUCAUAAUUCACAUAAGCUAAUACAACACGCCUCGCAUCACGGGUUUCUAGAUUGACGGUCCGGUAUGUUUACCACUAUAACACAACUUAAAUUUUCUAUAAUUUUAUGUAUACCGAAUACCUUUUACGCAUAAUACGUUUUACAAAUGUAUUUACUAAACUACAUGUCUUUUUUAAAGGGAUAAGCAUUUUCUGCUUAAUAUUCAUCGAUCACUAUAAUCUUUUCAAAUACGUAGUAUGAGAAUAAUGUAUGAUAUAUCGCACACAAGUGUGAAAUAUUACUAAAGUAACAUAAAAAUGUUUAAGCGAAUUUAGUUUGUCUAAAACAACAUGGAACCAUUGACGUGUGUUGCAAAAAGAUUGAUGAAAAAAAAAUCAGUUGUUUUUAUUUAUCAUUCUUAUUAUCUGCCUAUCUAUUUAUUAACUUAAUUUAACCACAUUUCAAAUGUAUCAUUUUUGUUGCCUCACUUUGUCUUGUAAUAAAAAUAAUAGAGCAGUG